GCCGCGCCCUCAUCUUGAGGGCGGGACUUCCUCCCAGGGCCCCCGUCGUUUCCGACGUCGUCCGGAAGUAGGGUGCCGGUCCGGUAAGUACGGGGUCGUUUGGUCCCCUUGCACCGCCCGCGUACCUGCCCUUCCUCCGGGGACGCCCGGGCAUCGCCGCCGGCCCCCAACGAAGUGCACGACAGGGAUCCCGUCGUCCUCGUCUCGUGUCUCUGCCGAGUUUAUCUGUCCCGCACGGGCCCGCGUGCAGCCCAUGGCGGGGGCCGCCCCGACCACGGCCUUUGGGCAGGCGGUGAUCGGCCCGCCCGGCUCGGGGAAGACCACGUACUGCCUGGGCAUGAGUGAGUUCCUGCGCGCGCUGGGCCGGCGCGUGGCAGUGGUGAACCUGGACCCGGCCAACGAGGGGCUGCCGUACGAGUGCGCCGUGGACGUGAGCGAGCUGGUGGGGCUAGGUGACGUGAUGGACGCGCUGAGGCUGGGGCCCAACGGCGGCCUGCUGUACUGCAUGGAGUAUCUGGAGGCCAACCUGGACUGGCUGCGUGCCAAGCUAGAGCCCCUCCGCGGCCACUACUUCCUCUUCGACUGCCCGGGCCAGGUGGAGCUCUGCACCCACCACGGCGCCCUGCGCAGCAUCUUCUCCCAGAUGGCUCAGUGGGACCUCAGGCUGACUGCUGUCCACCUGGUAGAUUCUCAUUACUGCACAGACCCGGCCAAGUUCAUUUCCGUACUGUGUACCUCUCUGGCCACCAUGCUGCAUGUGGAGCUGCCCCAUGUCAACCUCCUCUCCAAGAUGGACCUCAUUGAGCACUAUGGGAAGCUGGCUUUCAACCUGGACUACUACACAGAGGUCCUGGACCUGUCCUACCUGCUCGACCACCUGGCUUCUGACCCUUUCUUCCGCCACUACCGUCAGCUCAAUGAGAAACUGGUGCAGCUCAUUGAAGACUACAGUCUGGUCUCCUUCAUCCCUCUCAACAUUCAGGACAAGGAGAGUAUCCAGCGGGUCCUGCAGGCUGUGGAUAAAGCCAAUGGCUACUGCUUCGGGGUCCAAGAACAGCGAAGCCUGGAGGCCAUGAUGUCUGCUGCCAUGGGAGCUGACUUCCAUUUCUCCUCUACCCUGGGCGUCCAGGAGAAGUACCUGGCACCCUCAGACCAGUCAGUGGAGCAGGAAGCCAUGCAGCUGUAGCAGCAAGCUGGGGAAUGAGAGGCAUAACCCAGCACCGGAGGACGUGGCAGCCCCCAGUGACGGCAGCCAGCUCAGCGGACUGCGGAUCCAAGAGCAGGCUUCCCAGCCAGAGCGGAGCACCCACCACCCGCUCAGCGGUCAUGAGCUCCAGGUGCUGGUGCCAGGAAUUGGGUGCUGGCGCCACUUGGGCUAUGAUGGAAUAUGCUACAAAUAUCGGAGUUUAUUUUCUACUUUUCGUGACUUCUAAACUUUCUCCAGCCAUCCAGGCCCAGAGAGUUGAGGCAGAACAAGGGAAUGUCGCCUUUCCUCAGAAGAGUCCUGUUUCAUGACACGGGCACUGUGUUUCCCCCAAAGCAGGGACUGUGCCGGAGGACUGACAGUCUCCGGUUGUGCGAUUUUAUUUUGCUAAUUGUCGGUUUUAGCAGUGAGACUCAGGCUUGAGGUUUCACAGGCAACACUUCCUAGCAGAUCUGAGCAUUUUAUUUUCAUGGUAUUUAUUUUACAGUUUUAUUCCUUUUUGGUAAGUGUUAACUAGUUUUCCAUUUAUACGAGUGAUUAAAAGUUUACGUUGAAAUUGUUUAUAAAAAGUGAUCUAUUUAAAAAAAAUAUUAGGGGCGCCUGGGUGGCACAGCGGUUAAGCAUCUGCCUUUAGCUCAGGGCGUGAUCCCGGCGUUAUGGGAUCGAGCCCCACAUCAGGCUCUUCCGCUAUGAGCCUGCUUCUUCCUCUCCCACUCCCCCUGCUUGUGUUCUCUCUCUCGCUGGCUGUCUCUAUCUCUGUUGAAUGAAUAAAUAAAUAAAAUCUUUAAAAAAAUAUAUUAGGUAUAUAACAUGACAUCAUGAGUGAGGCAAGAAUGAAGAUGGCUUGAAGUUGGGAGAGGUGUUUGCUUUCGCUCUUCUUGCAACUGGUUGAAUGCAAUUCAUAUUUUCGACCAGUAGGUGGCAUCCCAGGCCUUUUUUUUUUUUUUUUUUGCAGCCACAGCCUGGAGGCAGCAGGGGACAGAUGGCAGUUGUGCCAGAAGUCUUAUUUGCAGACAGUUGGUCCUGUUAAUACAUGAGAAGGGCUUGGCAUUUUCCGAAGUGCUUCCACACACAUGCUUCUCAUGUGGCUCUCACAGCAACUCCUGGAGAUUGAGACACGACAAUAUUAUGAAGCCUCAUUUUACAGCGAGGAAACAGAUGAGGAGUUCAAACUUUGGUCAGCCUGGCUGUCUCAUUGUUCACUUCGCUGACUUCUUAAUUGUGACUACUUCGUGAUGAAAAGUCACAGCCCUCCUCCCACAGGAUCUGUAGCCCAUCAGGAGAAAGAAUUUAAACACCUGUGGAGUAUGACUGACUCAUCAACCAAGGGGACGAUAGGUCACUGGUGGUUUGGGCAAUUGGAGAAUUCAACUUAGGAAAACCUGUGCUGAAGUGGCAUUGAGAUGGGGGCGAUGGAGCUUUGCCUGCCAGUUCGGGGAGUCAGAGCAGAAGGCAGAAGAGUGAGGGGCGAUGAGGAGGCUCCUCCAGCUGGAUAAGUAUGAAAGCAGCGACUGCACUCCCACGCCUGGCCGUACAGGGGGUAAUAACCAGGUGCUGCUUCCCCAGCCUCUUUCAUCUGAGAAGUUCAAAGCACCACACCCCUAUUAACACCCUACAAUAGGUGGGGAGUAUCAACAGAGCAAGCCAGGGAAACUGAGGCCAGGAGGCACAGCUGGGGGACGGCUGAGUCACCAGUGGGGCCUGGAGCCGAGGAAUCCUGACGCCCAGGUUGUUGGACAAAUCCCACAUCAGGGUGGGAGGGUGGGUGCUGUUUUUGAACUUAGUCCCAAUAGCUGUGGUCAGGGUUUCUGACGCUCACCUGGUCACCCUGGUUCUCACCAAAGCAAACCAGCUGGAAGGAAGGUGUCAUUUGAACUUUAUGUUCUUGUAUCCAAGCCCUCUCAGCAUGUAUACUCUGCAGUUAUGGAAUGAGGGAAGAUGGAAGGCAUCCAAAACUUAAUUUCCAGGCCUUGGUGUGACAGCAAGGCUGUUUUCUCCUCCAGUAAAUGGAGCUCUGUUCACCUACUUAUGGCAAAAUGAUUCUCUGUUCCCCUGCAGUGGUGGGGCGGGGACAGCACAAUGCAGAAAAGAAGAGACACCUGGGCCUGUCCGUUCAGCAUGAAACGUGGGGUAUGAGAAAGCCCAUUCUCCGAUUUGGCUGGCAUGUGGCAACUAUUCUUGAGAUUUCUUUUUUCUUUUUUUUUUUCUCUCCUGAUAGAAAAGUAAAAAAUUUGGAAAAUGAAAAGAAGUCACCCAUAAUCCCAUAACAUAUGAAUAAUCAAAAAUAUUUGUAAUCUACAAUAAAUUUUCUAUUCAAA
Ailuropoda melanoleuca (giant panda) is the source of this 3522-nucleotide messenger RNA. RefSeq names its product GPN-loop GTPase 2 (gene GPN2). The transcript has 5 exons. The record is from RefSeq and is a predicted model, not a curated record. Gene Ontology annotation, cellular component: cytoplasm. Gene Ontology annotation, molecular function: GTPase activity. NCBI's taxonomy places the organism in Eukaryota, Metazoa, Chordata, Mammalia, Carnivora, Ursidae. The coding region runs from base 254 to 1186 and encodes 310 amino acids.